UCAUUAUAAAACCCUUUCAGACAUAAUUGUCCAUAGAGUUACAAAAUAUUAAAAAAUAUAUAACAUCGUUAUACUCAUUAUACUUCUUAAAAUUAAUGGUUAAUUGAUUAGUGCACUGGUUAAGUUGGCACUUAAUUAUAAUUAAUUACAAUAAUUUGCUGACCUGUUUUAAAUACCUACACCUGCGAUGGCUACUGCAAAAAAUUCCAGACUUUUGGAGGAAAAUAGUAUAACCAAAUUAUUAGGAGCGGGUAGUUUCGGAGCUGUGCUACAAGUUGUGAAUCGUCUCGAUAAAAGUACUUACGCGAUUAAGGUGACCCUCGCUAGUGACGGGGACGCUGAGAGGGAAGUUCAAAACCUGGUUAAGGUGCCAUACCACAAAAACCUCGUUCGCUACCACACCUGUUGGAAGGAUUCGUUAAGUGCCGCUGCACUCAAAGCGGUGCAUGCAAAGAUUGGACAAAACUCGUCGGGUGUUCAAUUUACUGUCCCCCCAGGAAAAAGCGCCCUGGAUAUAAUCUGCAUUCAGAUGGAACUAUGUGGUCGCGAUCUACGCAGCUGUCUUGCCUCAAGCCGGCUUCCAGACGAUCAAAAAGCUAUGAAUACCUUCAUCCAACUUGUCAAAGGGGUCGAACACAUCCACAAAUACGGAAUAAUCCAUCGAGACCUAAAACCCGAAAAUAUUUUUACAUCAUUCUCCGACCCAAAAAUCAUUAAAAUUGGCGACCUUGGAAUCGCAACGUCCCAUUCCACCUCAUUUUCCCUGACCCACACACAAGCCACGGGAACCCGGUUGUACUUCGCGCCCGAACAGGAAGGCCAACGAUACGGAAAAAGCGUCGAUAUUUACGCCCUUGGCAUCAUCUUCCUCGAGCUGUUACACCCCUCCGCGCAACCUUCGCAUAACAAUGGCUCCUUCGACAAAUUGAUAAACCUCGUGAUGGAAUUAAAAUUUAAGAGACAACUUCCAUCACUAGUCGGCAGCAAAUGGCCUGUCGCAGCUGGAGUCAUAUUAAGUAUGACGGAAGUCGAUUCUGAUAGAAGAUCAACCCCUUCAGAAAUAUAUUCCGCAUUUCUAGAAGCGCCACCCGAUUCUAGCGCCAAACCUAAAUCAAGCGACAGUUCGAAUUCAUCCGUCCAAAGUUACACAGUUCAUUACGGCGUGAGCUGCAAGGGCUGCGGAAACCCGGACAUUCAUGGAGUGCGCUACAAAUGUAUCAUCUGUUCGGAUUAUAACCUUUGCCAAAGUUGCGAAGCGAGAACAGGGCUUCAUCCCGAGACGCAUAAUUUCGUCAAAAUUAAAACUUCUACUAGUACUUCGCCUCCAUCAACGUCAAAAGUUACAGAUGGGUUUUCAAAAAUUAGCCUGGGUGCGGAUAAGAAUGUUAAUAAAAAGAUCAGCGUCAACUUCCAAAAUUCAGCGACUGAUACACCGUAUCAUUCUAAUACGGCUGCAAGCUAUACCGGCACCGGAUGCUAUAAUUGUGGUGGGGAUCUUGUUGGACAGUUCACGAUCACUGGAAACAGAAAAUGGCACCACCAAUGCUUCGUCUGUUGUGUGUGCGGGACUCAGUUGCGCGAGCAAGGGCACUAUUGCAAGGAUGAAAAAUACUAUUGCCUGCUUGAUUACCUGGAUCGUUUCGCCAAAAGAUGCACUGGAUGCGGGAAAGUUUGCGAUAAACAGCACGCGACUGCAGAUGGGGUCGCCUGGCAUUAUGAAUGUUUUGUAUGCUGCAAAUGCGGAGUACAGUUGCCAACAUAUAGGAAGAAGGAUGGGAAAUAUUAUUGCGUGCCGCAUUACCAUGAAGCAUUCUCUCCUCGGUGUGCAGGAUGUGGGAAAGUUUGUGAUCAGCGGUACACCACCGUAAAAGGAGCAACCUGGCAUCACGAGUGUUUCGUAUGUUGUAAAUGCGGAGUACAAUUACGAACUCAUUACAAUAAGGAUGGGAAAUUUUACUGUGUUUCAGACUAUCAAAAAUAUUUCCAAUCUUAAUUUAACCUAAAAUUAACCUUAAAAAUUUACAUACUUGUGUUUUGAGUGUUGUAAAGCGUUCAGAAUUUUAUGGUAAAGUUGAAAAU
Messenger RNA from Folsomia candida, 2079 nucleotides. RefSeq names its product ribosomal protein S6 kinase alpha-5. Bases 188 to 1993 code for a protein of 601 amino acids. Gene Ontology annotation, biological process: protein phosphorylation. The record is from RefSeq and is a predicted model, not a curated record. The transcript has 6 exons. NCBI's taxonomy places the organism in Eukaryota, Metazoa, Arthropoda, Collembola, Entomobryomorpha, Isotomidae. Gene Ontology annotation, molecular function: ATP binding; zinc ion binding; protein kinase activity.